UCCUGCUCCCGGGCCGGGGAGAGCAGCCGGGGCCGCCCGCGUUGAGUGAUCAGGAUGGGGGAGUCCGGUGUGGACAGCGGCACGCCAGAUGUGGGGAGCGAGGAGGUGUCUCUCUUCAGCAUGGCGGACAUGGUCCUGUUCUCCCUCAUCGUGGGCCUGCUCACCUACUGGUUCCUCUUCAGGAAGAAGAAGGAGGAGGAGCCCGAGUUUACCAAAAUCCAGCCAGUGACCACAUCAGCCAAGGACAGCAGCUUUGUGGAGAAAAUGAAGAAGACGGGCAGGAACAUCAUCGUGUUCUAUGGAUCCCAGACGGGGACUGCCGAGGAGUUUGCCAACCGACUGUCCAAGGAUGCGCACCGCUAUGGGAUGCGGGGCAUGGCCGCCGAUCCUGAGGAGUACGACCUGGCCGACCUGAGCAGCCUAGCGGAGAUCGAGAAUGCCCUGGUCGUGUUCUGCAUGGCCACCUAUGGCGAGGGUGACCCCACCGACAACGCUCAGGACUUCUAUGACUGGCUCCAGGAGGCGGAUGCGGACCUGUCGGGGGUCAAGUACGCGGUGUUUGGCCUGGGGAACAAGACAUACGAGCACUUCAACGCCAUGGGCAAGUACGUGGACAAGCGAUUGGAGCAGCUCGGCGCCCAGCGCAUCUUCGAGUUGGGCAUGGGUGACGACGAUGGCAACCUGGAGGAGGACUUCAUCACAUGGAGAGAGCAGUUCUGGCCGGCUGUGUGCGAGCACUUUGGGGUGGAGGCCACGGGAGAGGAGGCCAGCAUCCGCCAGUACGAGCUGGUGGUCCAUGAGGACAUUGAUGUGGCCAAGGUGUACACAGGCGAGAUGGGCCGCCUGAAGAGCUACGAGAACCAGAAGCCUCCCUUCGAUGCCAAGAACCCAUUCCUGGCCGCAGUGACCACCAACCGGAAGUUGAACCAGGGCAAGGAGCGCCAUCUCAUGCACCUGGAACUGGACAUCUCAGACUCCAAGAUCAGGUAUGAAUCUGGGGACCACGUGGCCGUAUACCCGGCCAACGACUCUACCCUGGUCCAGCAGCUUGGUGAGAUCUUGGGUGCUGACCUGGACGUUACCAUGUCCCUGAACAACCUGGACGAGGAGUCCAACAAGAAGCACCCAUUCCCCUGCCCCACCACCUACCGCACGGCUCUCACUUACUACCUGGACAUCACCAACCCGCCGCGCACCAACGUGCUAUAUGAACUGGCACAAUACGCAACCGCGCCGCAUGAGCAGGAGCAGCUGCGCAAGAUGGCUUCAUCUUCGGGCGAGGGCAAGGAGCUGUACCUGAGCUGGGUAGUAGAGUCCCGGCGCCACAUCCUGGCCAUCCUGCAGGACUAUCCAUCCCUGCGGCCACCUAUCGACCACCUGUGUGAGCUGCUGCCUCGCUUGCAAGCACGCUACUACUCCAUCGCUUCCUCCUCCAAGGUCCACCCCAACUCCGUGCACAUCUGCGCCGUGGCCGUGGAAUAUGAGACCAAGGCUGGCCGUGUGAACAAGGGCGUGGCCACCAGCUGGCUUCGGACCAAAGAGCCCGCAGGCGAUAAUGGGCGUAGAGCGCUAGUGCCCAUGUUUGUGCGCAAGUCCCAGUUCCGGCUACCCUUCAAGGCCAUCACACCCGUUAUCAUGGUGGGCCCUGGCACCGGUGUGGCCCCCUUCAUGGGCUUCAUCCAGGAGCGGGCCUGGCUGAAACAGCAGGGCAAAGAAGUCGGGGAGACGCUGCUAUACUACGGCUGCCGCCGGUCAGAUGAGGACUACCUGUACCGAGAGGAGCUGGCCCAGUUCCACAAGGAUGGCAGCCUCACACAACUCAACGUGGCCUUCUCCCGGGAGCAGCCCGAGAAGGUCUAUGUCCAACAUCUGCUCAAGAGGGACAAGGAGCACCUGUGGAAGCUGAUCAACGAAGAUGGCGCCCACAUUUAUGUGUGCGGGGAUGCCCGGAACAUGGCCAAGGAUGUGCAGAGUACCUUCCAUGACAUGGUGGCCGAGCUGGGUGCGAUGGACCAUGCACAGGCUGUGGACUACAUCAAGAAGCUGAUGACCAAGGGCCGCUACUCCCUGGACGUGUGGAGCUAGGCACGCCCUGCCUCGGCCCACAGACGUGUUUGCCCGCCCGUGUAAUUGUUUUCUUUGCGCCUUCUGCCAGCUUCUGGGGACCCCUCCCUCGGACAGAGACUCUGCCAAGAGGUGCCCUGGGGGGUGCCGGGGCAGGAGACCUCAGUGAGUAGUUUCUCUUGGGGGCUACCUCACUUUGUGAUGUCCAGGCGGGCCCCUCUCUCCACUGAGUUGGGCAUGGCCCCUUCGAUGAUUUUCAAUGAGUGUAAAUAAUUUUAAAUAACCUUUGGCCCUUGGAAUAAACUUCUGUUUUCUGUA
Molecule: messenger RNA, 2382 nt
Organism: Suncus etruscus (white-toothed pygmy shrew)
Lineage: Eukaryota; Metazoa; Chordata; Mammalia; Eulipotyphla; Soricidae
Product: NADPH--cytochrome P450 reductase
Exons: 16
Coding region: 55-2085 (676 amino acids)
Biological process (GO): response to hormone
Cellular component (GO): cytosol
Molecular function (GO): flavin adenine dinucleotide binding; FMN binding; NADPH-hemoprotein reductase activity
Source: RefSeq, a predicted model, not a curated record